UCAAAUCUUUUCAACGGACAGUAGAUUUAAAAUCGGUUCUAGAUUUGAAAUACUGAAAUACCUAAAUACUGAAAAGGAAAUCGAGUUGUGCAUAAAGUGUGUUACAAUCGUCGGUGGUAAAGCAAGGGUGUGAUGGGGCUGUUAAAGAAGCUCCGUGGGCUGGUCGUCAUCAAUGACGUGCAGGAUGACACUGUCGAGCCCGUGGUUGAGGCUCAGCCGCCUGAACAGGACAAAAAAGAGGUCGUCUAUAAAACGCCAAGGAAAAAGAACUGCUGCGAUAAAUACUCCCGGGUCAUCGGCGUGCUGUUCCUCUGCCUCAUACUCGGUCUGCUGAUCCCAAUAAUCUUCAUGGCUACGGUCUACGCUCCUGAGGACAAAGUACUGGGCUCCAGAGGCUACUGCCUCAUCAACAAAACAAUACAGUACUCGUGCGGUGACUUGAACCAAACGGAAAACGAAUGCCAGGCAAUUGGAUGUUGUUUCAACGAUCCUGAAAACGCUCCAUAUUUACCCUCCUGCUAUCACUCGGCCCCAUCGGAAUACGGAUACACUGUGUUGAAAAGUUUUGCCGGCGAAACAAGAAAGACUCCUCUGAGGUUUAUCGGUUCGGCGUUAGAGCUAGGGAAGAGUCAAAGUUUAAAUUUCGAUCUCAGCAGCUUGCGAGAAUCGACUACUUUUGGCGACCCGGCGUGGCCGGCCCAAGUGAAGAUCGAAAGACAAGGAGACGAUAUAAUCAGACUGACUCUGUCAAGUCCAGGACACGAGCAAGGAACAUUUGUAGUAGAUGAUAGUUUCAGUCCCUCCGCUAGUAUGAACCCAAAUCUUGACGUUCAAGUCAGCGCACAGGGUGAAACAUUUAACAUUUCCGUGUAUCGCACAGACACACAUGAAGUCUUGUUCAAUACUCUUUACGGGCCCAUGAUUGUUGGAGAUGGAUACAUAGAAUUGACCACAACUCUACCCACGGCAAAAAUAUACGGCCUUGGUUCUCGUUACUCAACAAAAGUGUCUCCUUCAUUCGAAGAGUUUGAGACCUGGACUCUGAAUUCUAGAGAUACCUCCUUCUCGAAUAAAUCUUUACCAGGAACUCAUCCAUUCUUCAUGGGGAUCGACUCUUAUGGUCAAGCUUAUGGAAUCCACGUACGUACUUCAGCACCCUUGCAGAUAGGAGCCGUUCCUGCACCGGGACUUUCAUUUCGUUCUGUUAUUGGGACCUUCAAAAUCCUGAUCAUGGCUGGCCCCACUCCGCUUGAAGUGUCAAAGCAAUACACUGAUAUGGUGAGACGGCCGCAUCUGCCACCUUACUGGGCCCUUGGUCUCCACUUAUGUCGCACCGUACAGUCUUCACUGCAAAAUGCAACAUUCAGCAACGUUACAGAUGCCAUGGAGGCCAUAGGCUUGCCGUACGAGAGCGACUGUCUUGACGCCAGACUCGCAUACCCUGACACAUACGCUGCACCCCCCGCUUGGGUGGACGACGCCGUAGCGAGAUUAAGAAAAGCGGAGCGGAAAUUUUUGGGUACAGCGUACCCCUUCGUGGUCCAUGGGUCGACCACUUAUAACGAAGCAGCCGGUCUUGAUAUUUUACUGAAGUUGAAUUCGUCGUACGAUUACUUCGGAUCCGUAUCAAAGGCUGCCGUUGGAUACCCGGAUUAUAUGAAUGAGAAUUCCUUCACGAGCUGGAUGAACUCGAGCGCUAGCGUCACCUCCAAGUUCAGCACGUCAGACGGCGUCCUGCUGCUGCAAAACUCGCCCCUUAACGAGGCUGCGGUGCGAUACACCCUGUCAGGCAAUGGGAAGAACUGCGUCCCAGAGACGCCAGACUUGUGUUGCUGGAGGAGCGGCUUGGGCUUCCAAGUGGACGCGGAGGUGACGGAGCCCACCGAAGCCUCGGUGUGCUGGGCCACGAUACAUCCUUCCCUGGCCGACUCGCUGCACCUAGCGCACCGCAACGCGUACGGCCUGCACCACAGCCGCCGGGUCAGAAGUGUGCUUCAGACGCUACGGCCGACAUCUCGGCCUUUGCUGAUGAGUUCCUCGACGCAUCCAGGGAGCGGGAAUGUGAGCGGCCACUUCAGUGAGGGCUUCAGCACCACGUUGGACGACCAGAAAAGGGCGCUGUUACAGGUAUUAGAUAUGGGGCUGGCGGGUGUGGCUCUCACUGGCACUCCUCCAUGCGGCUCCAGAGAUGUUUUCAACACGACUGCUCACGAGAAGGAAUGGAAAAACUUGUGUUUACGGAGCUACCAAAACUCGCUUUUCUCUCCGUUCCUGCUCAGCCAUUACGAAAUCAAUCAGCGUUCAACGAAUCCAACCGAUGUUUUUGGGAAUCAAAUAAAGCCGUUGAUGAUGCUGAGAUACAUGUUCAUGCCGACUCUUUACACAUACUUUGUGGAGGCCAGCGAUACCGGCGCGCCUGUUCUGCGGCAUCUCUUCUACGAAUUCCCCAAUGACACCAUGGCGCAGAGCAUUGGUGACGAAUACAUGCUGGGCUCAUCGUUGUUGGUGGUGCCAAACUUCGUCAACGAAAGCAACUUCGGUUCUACAACUCAUGUCCCCGCAUACUUCCCGCCGGGCGCUUGGUACGACUUCUUCAUAGGCCGCUUGAUGUCCAACAGCUCCAACGGCACCGAAACAACUCUUGCUACGACGUCAACUGACAUCAACGUCUUCAUCCGAGGAGGAAAAAUUGUCUUCUUGCAAGGAAGUCUCUCCGAGCCGAUUGCGACUGCCGAACAAAUGCGAAAACUUGACUACCACAUUCGCGCCGCUGUAUCGUCAGACGGCGAAGCAAGCGGCACGAUGUAUUACGACGACGGUGAGACAUUGCGCACCGACAAGAACUACAAAGCAACGUUGCUGCAAGCCUCCCUUAGCGCCGCCGAACAGAAGCUCAGGGUAACACCUUCCGACGUGCCAGACACGAGUGGCCAGUACAGCGACGCUCAGCGCCACAGCUCUAAAAUUGACACCGUCGACAUAUUUGGCUUACCCGAAGUUAGCAAGGUCUACAGCAACGACCAAGAAAUGAGCAGUUUCUCGCAAGAUUCAUCGACGGGAGCGCUUCACAUAAAAGGCAUUGAUUUUGACUGGACUCAAGGAGAGCUCACAAUCUCUUGGGAACUGAAACAAUGAACUUCUUAAUGCGCGGAUUGAUACAAGAAGUGUACGUGUUUACUCAAAAGCAAUUCUAUACUCAAAAUGAGGUUUCAAGAGUUUUGUUAUCGCACCAUGAGUGAAAAACUUUGGAUUCUUGUUGUCCAUUCUUUUCCAAUUAUUGCUGUCAGAAAAAAUUCUAGGUUGUUAACUUUUCACGUAACGAAAGAGUUACGUGUUAGUUAUUGACUUAUUGCUCGCCAAGCAAGCCGGGCAUUUCGCUCACGGCUGUGUAGGUGCGCGUGAAAUACACGUAAAAACAAUUUGCUAUUUCACCUGUGAUUUUGUUCUAAUAUUUUUUUAUUUCAUAUGUUAAUAUUUGACCCUCGUAUAGUUUUUUAAGUUCCUUACUUCUGUAUGUAUCUGUAGGUAAGUAUCUAUAUUCAGAUUAAUAAAUAAUAAUAAUAAAUAAUAUAAUAAGUUCAUUCAACUGUUUUAGCGUUUGAUUUCAUGCGUAGCAUUCAGCAUUGAAAUUUACGUUUCUUCUCUUCGCAGCUAAUAAAUCGAUUUCAGUGAACAUUGGAGCAACAUGUAACGCACAAGCUAAUUCGUCAUGCCUGUCUAAGGACCAACCCAGUCCAGCGGCGUAGCGCUAAUUUACCUAACCGUUUAAUUAAAAAAUUCAUGAGCAAAGUUAUUUUU
Messenger RNA from Hyalella azteca, 3798 nucleotides. RefSeq names its product maltase-glucoamylase. The transcript has 15 exons. Gene Ontology annotation, biological process: carbohydrate metabolic process. Gene Ontology annotation, molecular function: carbohydrate binding; alpha-1,4-glucosidase activity. NCBI's taxonomy places the organism in Eukaryota, Metazoa, Arthropoda, Malacostraca, Amphipoda, Hyalellidae. Bases 133 to 3135 code for a protein of 1000 amino acids. The record is from RefSeq and is a predicted model, not a curated record.